Molecule: messenger RNA, 1965 nt
Organism: Prorocentrum cordatum
Lineage: Eukaryota; Dinophyceae; Prorocentrales; Prorocentraceae
Source: the annotation of a GenBank genome assembly
AGCCGUUAGGGGCCCGAGCUCUCUGGCCCGGUGCACCGCCGGGCGCAGGCGAGGGCAGCGCCGUGCCCCGCGUGGCCAGCCCCUGCCGAGCACAGCCCCCGCCCGCCCCGCCAGCCUCGGGACGGCACCCCCGCCCCGCCAGCAGCCAUGGUGCGCCCGAGGCCGGGCUGCAGGGCUCUGGCGCUCCUGCUCGUGGGCGCCAGGCAGGCCUGGGCCCAGAUCAGGGUCAUGUCUCCGCGGUCGCUCGUGAGCAGCCUGGGCGACCACGGCAGGAUCGUGGGCUCCACCGCCACCUUCGGCGCGCCGUACUUCGGCCAGCGGGUCCUCGGCAAGCUGGUGUACGUGGAGGAUCACGCCACGGCCCCGCACUGCACCAAGGACUACGCCCUGGACUUCUGUGCGGAGUCCACGCAGCAGGCCGCGCAGGACGGGCUCGCGGAGGGCGAGGCGAAGCUGAUCAACAUCUUUGUGAUUCGCCGCGGGGGCUGCUCGUUCGUGACGAAGGUCAAGGUUGCGGCAGCGAAGUGCGCGCACGCGGCGAUCAUAGUCGACAGGGCGGACUCCAAUCUCACGGCCGAGGACUUGAAGCACAUCGUUGUGGCGGAUGACGGGUACGGUGGGAGUGUCGAGAUCCCGUCGGUGCUCAUCUCCAGGGUCCAGGGCCAGAAGUUGAUCGACGCGCUGAAGGAUGAAGAGAGCAUAGUGGCGGAAUUGGCUUGGGAUAUUCCCACCGACCGUGUCGUGAACGUGGACAUGUGGAUCAGUUCUGCAUCAAGGGAGAGCCUCAGGUUUCUGAAAGAGUUCUCGCCAAAGCGGAGGGUGCUCAAUUCUGUCAUGAGUUUCACGCCGCAUUAUGCGAUCUUCAUGAUGGAUAAGGGAGAUCCAGCCUUGUUCAACGAUCUCUGCGUGCAAGAUGGCCAGUACUGCGCAGAGGAUCCUGAUGGCGCAGGUCCCGUGACGGGCACCGAUGUGAUCGCUGAGGACGUACGCCAGCUCUGCAUCCACGAACUAUACAAAAAGGUGAGCAACGAGGGCCGCGUCCAGUUCUCCCGCGAGUUUUGGGACUACAUGGAGCAGCUCGGGGACGCGUGCCCCGUGGAUGGGACUGGGGAGAACAUGUUCGGCUACAAGUGCUCGGUCAAUCUCAUGCGGAAGAUUGGCAUCAACUCUGACGACGUCAACGAGUGCGCGAGCAGAACCACGGGGGAUAAGCUCAAGGAUCAGCGGGAUCACCCCGCCUGGUCCCCACGCGCCGUGCGCAUCAACGGCUGGCGCUACACGGGCAUGCUGGACCCAGACCUGGUAACGCGCGCCAUCUGCUCCGGCUUCAUCACGGCGCCCGACGAGUGCGACAAGCUGCUGAACCCGCGCGACCCGUUCGGGGUGCUCCACCCCAUGGGGCUGAAGGGCGGGGUCACCUUCGGCCAGAUGGUCGGCUGGAUGGUCGUGACCCUGCUGGUGGCGUUCGGGGCCCUGCUGCUGUACAAGCGGUACCUGAAGAAUGAGAUGCGGAUAACCCUGAGGGAAGAGGUGAUGCUGGAGGUGCGGAGCGCGAUGGGCGAGUACCGGCAGAUGCAGGGCUGACCUGGGCGGCGGGCCCCUGCGCCUGCCAGGGGCCAGCCGGCGACCUGAUGCUGCCCAUCCGCGGCCCCAGAAUGGAGGGGGAGGAGGACGGGACGUAGGAGGGGGACAGGGCAGCCCCUCUCUCGCGGCCUCUCCGCCCCGCGGGGGGGUGCCGCCGGGCCCCCUGCGGUGCAGCCCGCGGGAGACCCCCCGCCCCACCCAGAAUUGACGCGGCAACGUUGGUUGCGGGCCACAGACGCUGCAUGCCCUGAUCGGCCGGCGCGGGAGAGAAGUGAGGGCAUCGGGGAUCUUCUCGGCGGUACCGUCUGGCUUCCUAAGGGAAGGGCGCCGACACGCCCACGCGCACGCGCACCUUCCCCUCUCGCCACGGAGCAAGCGGGU